Chionomys nivalis (European snow vole) is the source of this 4271-nucleotide messenger RNA. RefSeq names its product TNF alpha induced protein 3 (gene Tnfaip3). Gene Ontology annotation, biological process: protein K29-linked deubiquitination; positive regulation of Wnt signaling pathway; protein K33-linked deubiquitination. The record is from RefSeq and is a predicted model, not a curated record. Gene Ontology annotation, molecular function: zinc ion binding; K63-linked polyubiquitin modification-dependent protein binding; cysteine-type deubiquitinase activity. The transcript is spliced from 9 exons. NCBI's taxonomy places the organism in Eukaryota, Metazoa, Chordata, Mammalia, Rodentia, Cricetidae. Bases 242 to 2572 code for a protein of 776 amino acids. Gene Ontology annotation, cellular component: cytoplasm; nucleus.
CCGGAGGAGUGCCACGGGCUUUGAGGCCGCGGGGGCGGAGCGGCGAGUCAGGCCGCCGACAGACGUGCACACCCCCGGCCAGACAGCGAGCCCGACCGGGCGUCCAUGGGGCUCCGCCUCGGCCCGACCCCCACCCGGACCCGGAUCGCGACCCUCAGCUGCGGCGAGCGCAGUGAUUGACCGCGGGCCACUCGGGCUCCAGGGCACCGUGCGACUCCAAGAGGCCUUGACGAGGAGGACCAUGGCUGAACAAAUCCUUCCUCAGGCGUUGUAUUUGAGCAAUAUGCGGAAAGCGGUGAAGAUAAGAGAGAGAACCCCAGAAGACAUCUUCAAACCUACCAAUGGGAUCAUUCAUCAUUUUAAAACCAUGCACCGAUACACACUGGAGAUGUUCAGAAUGUGUCAGUUUUGCCCACAGUUCCGGGAGAUCAUCCACAAAGCACUUAUUGACAGAAGCGUCCAGGCUUCCUUGGAAAGCCAGAAGAAGCUCAACUGGUGUCGUGAAGUCAGGAAGCUGGUGGCUCUGAAAACCAACGGUGAUGGAAACUGCCUCAUGCAUGCAACUUGUCAGUACAUGUGGGGUGUUCAGGAUACGGAUUUGGUCCUGAGGAAGGCCCUCUUCAGCACCCUUAAGGAGACAGACACACGGAACUUUAAAUUCCGCUGGCAGCUGGAGUCUCUGAAAUCUCAAGAAUUUGUGGAAACAGGACUGUGCUACGACACUCGGAACUGGAAUGAUGAAUGGGACAACCUGGUCCAAAUGGCAUCGGCAGACACAGCUGCAGCCCGGAGUGGACUUCAGUAUAAUUCCCUGGAAGAAAUCCACAUAUUUGUCCUCAGCAACAUCCUCAGGAGACCCAUCAUUGUCAUCGCAGACAAAAUGCUAAGAAGUUUGGAAUCCGGUUCCAAUUUUGCUCCUUUGAAAGUGGGUGGCAUUUACCUGCCUCUCCACUGGCCUGCCCAGGAAUGCUACAGAUACCCCAUUGUCCUAGGCUAUGACAGCCAGCACUUUGUACCCCUGGUGACCCUGAAGGACAGUGGACCUGAAAUUCGAGCUGUUCCCCUCGUUAACAGAGAGCGGGGAAGAUUUGAAGACUUAAAAGUUCACUUUCUGACAGUCCCUGAAAGUGAGAUGAAGGAGAAGCUUUUAAAGGAAUACUUGAUGGUGAUGGAAAUCCCGGUGCAAGGCUGGGACCCCGGCACCACUCACCUCAUCAAUGCUGCAAAGUUGGAUGAAGCUAACUUACCCAAAGAAAUAAAUCUGGUAGACGAUUACUUUGAACUUGUUCAGCAUGAAUACAAGAAGUGGCAGGAAAACAAUGAGCGGGGCAGGAGAGGGGCGCAUGCGCAGAACCCUUUGGAGCCUUCCACGCCCCAGCUGUCACUCAUGGAUGUAAAAUGUGAGACACCCAACUGUCCUUUCUUUAUGUCCGUGAACACUCAACCGUUAUGCCAUGAAUGCUCAGAGAGGCGUCGAAAGAACCAGAGCCAGCUCCCAAAGCUGAACUCGAAGCUGGGCCCUGAAGGACUCCCAGGAGUGGGACUUGGCACCUCAGCCUGGAGCCCGGAGGAAACAGCUGGAGGACCUCAUUCGGCCCCGCCCACGGCACCCAGCCUUUUUCUGUUCAGCGAGACCACAGCAAUGAAGUGCAGGAGCCCCGGUUGCCCUUUUACAUUGAAUGUGCAACAUAAUGGACUCUGUGAGCGUUGCCACAAUGCCCGGCAGCUCAGUGCCAGCCACACUGCAGAUCCUGGUAAGUGCCAAGCCUGCCUUCAGGAUGUCACUCGGACGUUUAAUGGCAUUUGCAGUACCUGUUUCAAAAGGACUACAGCAGAGCCCUCCUCCAGUCUCACUUCCAGUGUCCCUCCCUCCUGUCACCAACGAUCCAAGUCUGACCCCUCACAGCUCAUCCAAAGUCUCUCCCCACACUCUUGCCAUCGAACCGGAAAUGACGUCCCUUCUGGCUGCCUUUCCCAGGCAGCGCGAACUCCGGGUGACAGGACGGGGACAAGCAAGUGCAGAAAAGCUGGCUGCAUGUAUUUUGGGACUCCAGAAAACAAGGGCUUCUGCACGCUGUGUUUCAUCGAAUACAGAGAAAAUAAACAGUUUGUCGCCGCUUCUGGGAAAGCCAGUUCCACAGCCCCCAGGUUCCAGAACAACGUCCCGUGCCUGGGCAGGGAGUGCGGCACCCUCGGGAGCACCAUGUUCGAAGGGUAUUGUCAGAAGUGCUUCAUUGAAGCUCAGAACCAGAGGUUCCACGAAGCCAAAAGGAUGGAAGAGCAACUGCGAUCCAGCCAGCACAGAGACAUGCCUCGGACCACGCAGGGAGCCUCCAGACCCAAGUGUGCCCGGGCCUCCUGCAAGAACAUCCUGGCCUGUCGCAGCGAGGAACUAUGCAUGGAGUGCCAGCACCUGAGCCAGCGAGUGGGCACUGUUGCCCACCGGGGUGACCCCACUCCUGAAGAGCCCCCUAAACAGCGAUGCCGGGCCCCUGCCUGUGAUCACUUCGGCAAUGCCAAGUGUAACGGUUACUGCAAUGAGUGCUUCCAGUUCAAGCAGAUGUAUGGCUAAAUGCAAGCAAGUGGACUGGCCCAGCAUGAAGAGGCCUCAAACUGCCAGUGAGAGUGGUGCUGUCCUCCAGACCCCUGAGUGCCAUAGAAGGGUGAGCCCUGGGACAGUGGCUUCAAGUGUUUGAGCAGAGUAGGCAAGAUGAGCUCUUCAUCAUGGCCGUGACAUUCAGGUUUGGUAACCAAAACUAUGUCCAGGUGGGCUGGCUGAGAGUAGACCUCGUGGCCUGUGACCGGCAGUGCAUGAUGGUCAGGUUCAAUGCGAAGCUGUUGCUGCUCGUCUACCAGGAGUCUGGGAGAUCUUUAGAUGUGGAAUACGCGCUAGGACUGGCAGCAGUUCCUGGGCCCACCUGCCACAGGAAACAGGAAGAAAGGCACAGGUGGGUUGGAGCCUGGAACCGUCUUCCUGCCCCCGCCCCCUCGGAAGCUUUUCUCAGAGAGCCAAAGCUGAAUCCUCAGAGCUCCAAAGCCUUCUGCAAGAAGCUCGAGGAAGCUCAGGGAAAAUGGAUGUCAGUAGAACUCUUCUGUAGUCGGUGGGCUUCCGUACCUGUCUACUUGGUUCCCAAGGAUUUGCAGGAGAGCAGAGCCGCACACGGACUGUGACCCUGAGGCUGCUGAAACAGAACAAGUUCACAUGGAGACCAAACAAGCUGCUCUUGACUAUACGCAUGCACCUUUCAGAUAGCAGAACAUUUUAUGGGAAGACAUGCCGCCACGGUCAUCAUUGUCUUCAGUUCCAGAGAGGUUAGUUUGGACUGAGGUGUGUAUCUGAGUGUGUACAUAUGUAAUAUACCCUUAUAUUAUGUAUGAGGGAAGUUUUAUUUUAAACAGUGAAAUGGUGCCCCAGAGGAAACAGGAAGACUGAAGAAUAAUAACCUAUUUUCUGGUUGUUCUCAGCUUGCUCCUGUGUGUACAGCUUGUUACGUGAAUUCAACAAGCUGCUUUCGUAAAGGGAGCCCUCAUUCUACUUUAUUUAUUAUGAACUUCAAAGUUAUUUAAAUGAAGAUUUCCUUCUACAGUAUUCUCUUGGAAUAACAUACUUGCUUUCCGCCAUGUUCUGGGAACCUUGCAAAUUCCUGACCUUGGGGUGUUGUGGGGUGGUCUGCUCUCUCUACUUGUUGCCUCCCUAGGAAAGAAGGGAUUGCUUUAUGAAUAAGGCCUGUAGAACCUAAUGCUUCUUAGGACUCCCCAGCUGCACAGGAAGAAAUUGCCAUCUGUCUUUAGUUGCUUCUAAGUAUCCUACCUCUUUGAAGAGAAGAUGGGGAUGGACUGGUGGUGAAAGUGGGGAGGGACACAGAAAUCUCGUGGCUUUGAACCUGAGCCUUGGGGCUGCAAAGUCAAUAGCCCUGAGGAUGAGCAGGUUUCUUCCCUUGGCUUGCAGCUUUUCUGUGUGUUUGCACUUGCCUUAGGAGGGAGAUGCCUUUCUCCAGAGGAAAGGGCUGACAUUCUGGGGUCUAACCCAGAACCUGAAGAUGCUUGUGAUGUCUAACUCUACAUAGCCUUUGCUCCCCAUAUCUGACUAGUGUCUUUCCCUGACUUACGUCAAAUACAAUGCAGCAUUUUCACUAGUUCUUUCAAAGCUAAUAGUCUAUUAUUUCGUGUCUAUUGAUAUUUUCAUUCUUAAUGUGAAGCCAUGCCAUUAUUUAUACUUAUUAUAGAAAAUAUGUGAAAUUUGCACAUUUAGUUGUCUUUCAUAGAGUGGG